Anolis carolinensis (green anole) is the source of this 16683-nucleotide messenger RNA. RefSeq names its product thiamine triphosphatase (gene thtpa). The record is from RefSeq and is a predicted model, not a curated record. Lineage: Eukaryota; Metazoa; Chordata; Lepidosauria; Squamata; Anolidae. Bases 15609 to 16517 code for a protein of 302 amino acids. Gene Ontology annotation, biological process: thiamine diphosphate metabolic process; dephosphorylation; thiamine metabolic process. The transcript has 2 exons. Gene Ontology annotation, molecular function: thiamine triphosphate phosphatase activity; magnesium ion binding.
UUAAAAUGUUAACUGAAUGGCCUCACACAUCCUUAUCUGAAAAUGAUGACUUCAGUUUUUCCCAGAAACUAUUCAGGGUGUGUUAUUCAUACAUAUUACUCACCCUUUGUAGGCUACAACUUCAAGAAAUAUCCUUGCCAUACAUAUGAAGAAGUAAGUGCGGAUUUAGGAGGAUGAUAACUCCAUGACAGAACACUGGCAUCAGAUGAAAAAAAUACCAAGCUCAGUCUCCCACUAUUCCAGUUCAAAUAAUCCAGGAAUACAUAAUUUCCCAAACUUUUCUUUGCCAUAUUCCUUGGUUUAAUCUGAGCAGUCAAUCAUAUACUAAGAGUACAUCUAUAUUGUAGAAUUAGCACAGUUUGAUGCUACUUUAACUACCAUAUCUCAGUGUUAUAGAAUCAGAAGCUGUAGUUUGGACAGGCACCAGCACUUUUUGGAAAAGAAAGCCAACCUUGUGAAACUACAACUCCCUUGAGUCCAUAGCACUGAGCCAUAGCAGUUAAAGUGGGGUGACACUGUACUCAUUCUACAAUGUAGAUGUACCUUUUCUACAGCUUCCAGAAAAACCUCUACAAGAUUCUAGGGAUUGUAUCCCAAAGAAAGAUACUGUGGGAAUGAGCUUUGAUGGAUCUAGAUUUAGAACACAGCAGAUCUUUUGCAUGCAGAAGGUCAUAGGUUCAUGCCAUCAAGUCUCCACUUUUGGUGGAUCUUUUUCACAUACACAGCCCCGCUUCAUCAAGGAAAGUGGAGCCAUGUGUGAGCGGAAGAGUCCUGCUGGAUCAGACCAAAGGGCAUGCUGUUCUCACAGUGGCCAACUACUUGCCCUUGGGGAGCUCAACAGCAAGACAGAGCUACAACGAAAUCCCCCACCUUCAUGCUCUCCAGCACCUGAUGUACAAAUGCCAAUGACUUCUGUCACUAGAGAGAAGAAGGAUUAGCAGAGAAGUGGCCCAUAUUAUUGUUUCUUGCAGCCAAAACCACAAAGAGUCUCAUAGCAUUUUAAAAGGCUUUGCUGGAAUAGCUCUUCAAAUCUAUUCUGACUUAUGGUGACCCUUCUCCUGGGGUUUUCUUGGCAAGAUUUCUUCAGAGGUUUGCCACAGCUCUCCUCCGAGACUGAGAGAAUGCCCAGAGUCACCCAGUGGAUUUCAGUGGCUGAGCAGGGAAUCAGAUCCUACUUCAACUCUCAGUACCAGCCAGACACUCAAAACACUAAAUAAACUUUCUGAAAAGGCGAAUAAAUUAUAUUUUAGAGGAGUUGUAGAUUAAGAGGUCUGUGAUCCACAGAAACCCAUAUUAAAAUGAGAUAGUCUUUAAAGUAACAUCUCUUGUUGCAUUUGCUGCACCUGGUAGCCUUCGUUGGCCCUGUUGACAUGGAUUUGCCUAUUGUCCCCUAUAAAACUGUUCACAUGGACUGCUAUCACUACAUGAUUUGGUGAUAUCAUUUUCACCAAGUAUGGUGCACGUAUGUAUGAAUGUCAGCAUGGCAUCCCUGCUCAGCCAUAAAAACUCACUGUGUAACUUUGGGCAAGUCACAUUAUCUCACAGGAAGGCAAAAGCAAGUCACUUUGAACAAAACCUGCCAAGAAAAUCCCAUGAUAGAAUCGCCAUUCAAAGAUCACAAUUCAUAGAAAUCAAUGGGAUGACAUUGGGCAAGUCACACUCUCUCAGAGGAAGGCACUGGCACCUCCCCUCUGAACAAAUCUUGCCAAGAACAACUUCUGGUCUUGGAAGGCACACAACAAUGGGAAGUUCUUCCUUUUUAUUCUGAUCUAAAUCACCCAUCACAUUCAUCUUUUAUUGCUGAGCCCCAGAUUCUAGUACUAUGAGAGCAUGAGCCAGCUCUAAAAUAGGAAAAAGGGGCAACUGUUUAGGAGGAAAGGAGAGACAUUACUAUUUGUCUGAUCAGGACAAGUCAACUGAAAAGCUGCCAAAGCUUCCGCUUCUCUCUGAGCUAGGGAUGAAUUUGCAAUGCAAAUCAAAAAAGCAUGUUGGCAGCUGAUAAAGUGUGCAUUUGUUACCAGUGUGUGUGUGUAACAGAGAGAAAGAGACAUCCACCCAGCAAUGAACAAGUAUCACAGAAUAUAUCUGUCCUCCAGUAUUGUAUGCAUCCCAUAUCCCCACAGACCUACAUGCGCUUGCCACACCCUUUGCAACUUCCCAUUUUGCUUCCCUCAGGCUACUUCCCUGUUCAGGUCCACUAAAUUCAUACAACUUCACUCAGCACUUUAUACUGUGGUCCCUCUGAGCAUACAGAGAGCGCCUUUACCUCACUGCUUUGAAGCCAGAACCAAUUCCAUAAACAGCUGAAAUUUGGAGGGAGAGGAAGCUUGCAAGGAAAGAGUAGGUUUUUCAUUGUGUAGUGGUUUGAGUGUUGGACUGACUCUGGGGAACAAAGUUUGCAUCCCCUCUCAUCCAUGAAAACUCACUGAGUGACCCUUGGGCAUAUCACACGCUCUCAGCCUCUGAGAACCUAUGAUAGGUUCCCCUAGAGUUGGAAAUUACUUGAAGAUACACAACAAAAACAAACAUAAGAGAGUGAAACCUGUUUGUGUUGAAGCAGGAAUUACAGCAGGCGUUGCUUGUCACCUGUUUGCAUGACAAAUAACACCUGCUGUCCUUCAAAAUAUGGGAUUUCUCCCCAGUUUCUACUUUGGGAGACCUAUAUCCAAACCAAUGUCAGGAUCUCUAACCUUUUCCAGGUUUGCCUUUGUCUUCUUCUUGAGGUUGAGAGAGAGUGACCUGCCCACGGUUGCCUAGUGGAUUUCCACAUUCUGGUCUCCAGAGUCAUAAUCUAAUAUUGCACUAUUGUUAUGCUCAUUGCUAUUGGCCAAACCCAACAUCUUGUGGCAGGACAUUCCACAGGAUAAUAAUAUCUUCAGUGUAAAAUGUGAUAGCUUUUGUUUGUCCUGCACUUUCAAUUUAUACAAAUAGGAACAACCAUGUAUAUACCUCAACGGUGAGCAACUGCAAUUGAUCUUGACCAAAGGGGUUCCUGGACUGUCCAAAAAUACCCUCUUAUGAAGAAAGCUAAACUGAUAAUGGUGGAACUUGACUUCCGGUUUUGAAAAACAAGGAUUUUAAAAAAUAUUAAACAAUAGAGAAGGACUGCAACCUAUUGCUUGAUCUGGAGACUUUAAGUAGAUAACAAUUGCCUUCCAAACUAUUUUUUAAGCCAGAUAAAUAGCCUAAUGCUACAUAAAGUUUUCAGGACUGACAUUUUGACCACCCAACUAGACCAGUUUCUCGAUAAUGCAGAGGCCUUCCAUGGCCUAUCUCUCUGUCAAUAAACAUCUGCUCCUCUUUGGGAACAAUACAACCCAUCCAUCAAGUCAGGCAAAAAUCAUUUUCUUUGCAAUGCAUCUCCCACCAUCCUAUCCCUGAGAACACAAAAGUGCAACUGCACAAUGAAGUGCUCAACCAGAUGAGCCUAGAUUUUGGGGCCAUAAUUUAACAUUUUCCCAGGACUGUUGGAGAAAGCAAAAUUCAGAUCAGCAUCUUUGUCCAUUCCUAACCCUACUUGAACUCUCCUCUGAUGGAUUGCCAGGAAUUCCACCUGAAUAAUGCAGCUUCCACUGAGCUCUCCUUCUCAAGACAUGGCUACCUAUUCCAGAAUCCCCAUCUAGCUAACCUUUCCUUUCUUUCCCCAAUACAUACAUCCCUCCUCUGCCCUCUUCCAGCCCUUUAACAUGAUUGUCUUUGUGUCCCAGGAGGAAAGGCACCCUGUUAACAUUUAAUAUUUUUUAUUCAUUCCUCCACUCAGUGGAGGAGGAAAAAAUGGCGCAAGAGGGGGGUUGAAACAUGCUUUCUUCUGCCUUCUCUUCUCCCCCCCCCCUUUUGCUCUCUCUUCCCAUCCCCCUUUCAGAGGGUGGUUAGUCAAUGCAAAUUGUCUCAUUAAGGAGAAAAGGAGGCGGGAGACAUAAUUAGGCGGCUGCUGCAUAUUUAUUAUGAGGAAGCUGGAGACACAAAGGCAUUGGGGGGAUGAAAUGGGGGAGAGUGGAAGGGGAAUGAGAGAGAGAAUGGAUGGAAGGAAGGAAAGAAAGAAAGGAAGGGAAGGAGGAGGGGGAAAUGAGACAUGAAAGCAAACAGGGAGGGAGAUGUGAUGUAGGAAGUUUUUUAAAUAUAGGAAAGGGAGAGGGGAUGUAGGAAGGGAAAAUGGAGCAGCAGACACAAUUGAAAGGGCAGAAUGGAAAGGAAGGGAUCCCAAUACUAGGUGCAUUUAUGGAAAGGGAAGAUAUUUCCAGGUAAGAGCGUGGCUGCAUCAGGCCACGUUUCCUUACCUGGAAUGGGGGCUGGGGAGUGGGAGAGAUAGUAGGGGGAAAGCAAUAGGAGGGAGGAGUAGAGGGAAAGAGAAAGAAAAAGGGGGAAAACCCAAGAUGAUGGAGUGGAGGGAAUGCAAAGGACAAAGCGUGACAGAUGAGGGAGCGAAAGCAAAGAGGGAAAGGCGGCAGAGAGAAAGAGAUGGUGGAGGAGAUGAAAAGAGGCUGAGUGGGACCUAGAAAAAGAAAAAAAGAUUGGGGGGGGUGCAAAAAGAAUAUAUGGCAAAGGAGAGAAGGAAAGAAAAAAGGGACGUGAGAUGGAGAUGAAGCCAGGAAGAAGGGAAGGAAGCACGCAGAACCAAGGAAGGGCCCCGGAAGAGAGGAUAGAGGAAGAGAAGACUGGAUAGAUGGACUGAGAAAACAAAAGAGAGAAAAUCAAGAGGAAGAUGGAGCUUAAGGCAAAGAAGAAGGGAUGAAGGGGGAAGAAGGCAAUAGAAGGAGGAAAAUGGAAAGGAAGAAAUGAAUCGGGGGAAAAAAUGAAAAAUGAAAGGGAGGUGGGAUGGAGGGAUGGAGCCAGGACCUAAGAGGAGGGAAGGAAGCAUGCAGAAGGGAGGAAAGGCCCAGGAAGAGAGGAUAGAUGAUAAUUUGGGAAACAAAAGAGUGAAAAGCAAGAGGAAGAUGGAGCUUAAUGCAAAGGAAAAUGGAUAUACAGAAGGGGGAGAAGGCAAGGGAAAGGGAUGGAGGAAAAUGGGGGAAAGGAGGAAAAAGGAAAAGAAAGGAAGAGAAAAGAAAGGCAAAGCAGGAGGGGGCUGUAGGGGAGGUGGUGGGGCUGCAGGCGCAGGGGGAGGGGUUCCUUGCAGGGCGAUUAACGGGGAGAUUAAUGUCGAGGGGUGACAGGGGAGGCAGCGAGAGUCAAUAAAACGAGAGGCACAGUGACAGCCAGCGCUUUAAAUUACCCUGCGCAGUGGGGAGAGGGAGGGGCAGGGAGGAGGCCUUCUCUCUGAUCUCCCCCCACCCAGCCCAGACUCUCCCCACACUUCCCUAAUGCCCUUCAAUCCCCCAUUUGCAACCUCCCCUAAAUAUCUAUGCUCCACAUCCCCUUCAUCUUAACUGUGCCUGUGCACUACACACAAACAUGUAGACACAUACAUACACACAUCCUGGACCCCCCCCCCCCCCCGGGUCUCUUUGCCAACUGCACCAUCAUCAAAUAUUUGCUUAAAAUGGUUGAUCAGAGAAAUGUUAACAGCCAAGGGGGAGAGAGGGUAAAGGUUGUGGCUGAAAACAGCUUCCCCAAAUAUAGAAAUUGGGGGAGGGCUACACUUGAAUAUAUAUUUCUAUUAAUCCGCAGAAUUUCCUCCCUUUAAGGAGUAAUUUUUGGUACAAUGCAGAGGGAAAUCUAUGCAGGAUUUGGCUGCUCAAAAGAUACAGACCUCAGUGCCUCUCCUUGUCACCCCCCCCCCCCUUCCUCCCUCGCUUUUGUUUAAUCCGGCAAUGCAUUUAGGAUUUCAUUUGUAUGUGAUUUGCAUACAAUAUUUGGUCGAGGCACUCUGGGUUUCGGCUCCCUCCAAUCUGCUGCCGUCUGGAGGAAAUGGAGGCCAGGGUGGGGGGGGGGAUGAACUAGAAUAAUCUCUCUCCCCCCCCCCCCAAUAUGGACCAUGCAAAUAUACUUUUGGCCAUCCAUCCGGAAGCCUGGAAGUCAGUCUGAGAGCCAGGAUAAAAGAGGUUGGCUGGCAUGACAUCCUGAAAGCUUCUAUUUGAACUUGGCUCAAAGGAGGGUCAAAUUGGCACCAGGUUUGGGAGCAACCGUGUCGGCAAACAAGCUUGAAGUGUGGGCUUUCCCAAAAUGCAGUAUUAAAUGGAUGCCGCUGUGAAAUAUAUCCGUACUCCAAGCCUUUAUACCAGUUAUGGAUACAGGGAUGGGGUGCAGAAGAGCCAAAGGUGUCAAAAUCAUUAAAUUUCACAAGCUCGUCUUUAAGAAUCACCACUUGAAGCAUUCAGCCUAGUUGCUUUGUUGAGCAUUCAGGGUGAAUUUCAAAACUGACAGUCCAAAAUGUCUAUUCAUUCCAAUUCUUUUUUAAUUUGAACUAUGCAAUUUCUGCCAAGUCUAGAAUUUGCAUCAAAUAUGAUUUCACAUUCAUGCACAUGAGCAAGUGUGAAAAGAUGAAGAAAAAGGUGUUAUAGUUGCACGCAUGCAUACAGCCUCAUAAUGUGACUCUCGUGUGUCCUCUCCAAGGGCAUUUGUGAAUUAAGCGACAAUUGCAUGACACCUGGAGCUGUCGCCUGUGAUUUGCUGUCUUCCAGAUGUGUUGGAACACCAAAACCCAUCAUCCCAAGCUGCAAUGGAUGGUGGGAACUGUUGGCCUGAUUUAUGCUGGUAAACCUACUCAAAGUAAAAAGAAGAGUAGUGGACAUUACAACCCCAACCAGCAAAAUCACAUGAAACCAAUCCUUGAUUUACAACACUUGUAUAAAUCCGACCCUAUCACAGGUCUUUCUGGGCCUGAAAGUAUGUGACCUGUCCAGGCUUGGCCAAUGGGUUUCCAUGGAGACUUGAGAAAUAAACCCUGAUCUUCAAAGUCAUAGUCUUCUCAAAGCACUAUGCCACACUGCUUCAUGUUCCCUGUCCCAAACUAAAAACUCAAAAACAGUGUUAAGAUAUUUACAGCAACCUAUUUUAGAUUUUAGGUUCCUUGGGGCAAGGAACAAUCUUUGUAUUUCCUUGCUUCUUGUGCCACUUGGCAAAGGUGAGCAGUGAAAGACCUCUACUAAGAAUCAAUAGUUGCAGAAACAGAAUAGUUGCAUGAAGAAAGUUAAAUAAAGAACACAAGAAUAACUCUUCUGGAUUAGACCAAAAGCUAUCUAGCAUUGUAUCAGGACAGCAGGCAAUCAGGUGGUCCAAGAGAAGACUUGCAAGCAGAACAGGAUGGCAACCUCCCAUUUGUGUCCCCCAACAACUGGCAUUGAGUGGUACAGCAGCUUCAAUUUUGGAAGGAACUCAUCUGAUCAUAGAGCCAGAAGGGAUCCAAAAACCAUUUAGUUCAACCUUUUCUAGUGCUUCUGAGAGGUAGCCAUGUCAUUUUAUUUUUACUUUGUGUGACCCUAUGAACAUGAAACCUCCACGCACCCUGUUAGCAACAGCCCUGCUCAGAUCUUGCAAACUUAAAAUCCUUUGCUUGACCAAGUAUAUCAACUUGCAAUACAGUCUUCCUCUUUUAUGACUGUCUUCUACCUAUCCGAGCAUUAUAGCCUUUUCUAUUGAAUCCUCCUGAUAGGGCCAAAGCAUAACAGCCUCAGUUUUCUCAUCAUGACUUCUAGGGAAAAUUUGGGAUUGAUUAUUUGUCUUUAGGUCAGUCCACAGAUCUCUCCUCCAACAACACAUCUCAAAUGAGUUGGUUCUCUUGCUACCAGGUUUUCCUAUUGGCCAGUUUCAUAACCAUGUAUAUAAAUGAUAAAUACAAUGGCGUGGACAGACUUUGGCAUUCAAUUGCAUCUAAAUAUUUGGAGAGCUUGUCUAGGACCUUCAUAGCUGUCCUUAUUCAUUCGUCUUUAACAAUUGCACAACCUGAGAGAUCACUGAUGCGUGCCUUGAAGUCAUUUCCGACUUAUGGCAACUCGAAGGCAAACCUAUCACAUGGUUGUCUGGCCAAGAAUUGUUCAGAGGACGUUUGCCUUCCUCUGAGGCUGAAGGUUUCCACAGCUGAGUGGUGAUUCGAACCCUGGUCUCCAAUGACCUCAUACAGCACUGUAACCACUACACCAUGCUGGUUUAUACGAUCUUUAAAAAACCACACACUGAAUCCAAAGGAGAGUAUUGUCAGCACUGAGAGAUGGCUGAGAGAUUCUGGGAGAUGCAGUCCCUUAAAGCCCCUUUCCCAGCUUUUGCACCUAGCUAGAGCAGCAAAACCAACUAACAAAACAGUACUACUAUUUGAGUUAAGGGAAGGACUCCAUUUAAACUAUUAAAAUAGUGAAGCAGAGUCACACUGCAAACGAUCCAGUAUUUGAACAAGACACAUAUAUUCUGCCCCCAAAGGAAAUGAUAUAUCACAACAUCCCCAAGCAUGUUUAGUUCUUUUUGUGCCAAUGACACAAACCACCAAAGAACCACACCAGUAGUGGUCAACAGCCAAUACUAGAAAGCCUUUUUGGACAUUCCCAUUCCACGAAAUAUUUUACUUAGCAAUCACAUUGUUGCGAGGUGUCCUUUUGGAAUAGGAACUUGGAUUUUAAAAUUUUUAUACUGGAAUAGUUCUGUGGAUUGAACUUAUCAGAAGACAGCUUUGGCCCAAGAAGAGAGGGAGGUGGGACGGAAGGACUGUGGAAGUUAUCUUAGGAUGCAAAUUAAGGACUUUGGUUCUAUGGGGUUUAUGGGUGAAUCUAUGCAGUUGAAUUAAUGCAGACUGACACCACUUGAACUGCCAUGGGUCAAUACUAUGCUAUCCUGGGAUUUAUACUUUGGUCAGGCAACAGCACUUUUUGACAGAGAAGGCUAAACACCUUGUAAACCUAGGAUUCCAUAGCAUUGACCCAUGACAGUUAAAAUGGUGUUAAAGUGCAUUAAUUUUACAGUGUAGAUGCACCCUAAGUCUAUAAGUGCCAUGUGUUAUGUGCCAACAGGACAUACAAUAUUCUCCCUACACACAUUUUGGGCACCUUUCAGAUGGCAGUUUAGAUGCGAGUUAAGCUUUGAGUUAAAACCUAUGUCCACUGAAUUCACAAUUUCAGGGAACUGUUGGCAAUAUGAACUGGUUCUCUGCAAUUGUGUGUGCGCGAUUGUGUUUGUACAUGCAUGUAUGUGUGCAGAGUCCAAAGGGUGGUUUCUAGCACUCCAAGGGAAGGCUAGUUGCAAUAUCAGUUGUAUAUCAGGGUCUUAUGUUGGUUGAAUCCAAAGAAAUGAGUUAUCAGGGGAAGAUGUGUAGUUUGUCUGUGUUUGCUGCUCUAGUGGUGUGGCCUUUCCUAAACUGGACACCAUUCAAAUAUGUCAGGCAGCAACUUCCAUCCCUUACUGUUGGCUGUGGAUAGUGGGAUACAUAGUCUGGCAUCUCUGGAGGGUACCCAAGUGGGAAAAGUUGGUAACACAAACAUAAAACUUUAGUGUUAUUGUCCAAUGGAUUCAAGGCAAAUGGAUGUCUGCCUGAUAUGUACGAACUGCCUUGUCCCCAACUGUUGUGUAAAUUGGCAUAGAAGGGUCUUUUCCCCCUACUUGUAUAUGUUAAUUUUGCUUUAUGUCUAUUGCAGCUCUGAAAUGUUUCCUCUCCCCAAAUGUACAAACUGGUACUGUAUCGAAUGGAGCUUCUUUUCCCUUUGACUACAAAUCCCAAAAUCCCCUUCCUAUGUACUCCACAAAAGAAAUUUCUAAAGCUCUGGGUCAGUGAGAAUAAUGGGAGCUGUAGUCCAAGAACAUCUGGGAGGCGUUAGGCUUCCUAAACUUGAUACCUGGCUAAUAUUAUUUUAUAGUCAACCAGAUAACACGGUAAUGAAAUCCCGAAUCUGGUACUAAAGUACAGAAACCCCAUAUAUAUGAUUUAAUUUAGCUGCCAGUCAUCGGGGAAUAAUGCCUCCUUCCUAACUUUUGUCUAAUUCCCCUUGAAAGCCCUGACUCGGGGAUCCUGAGCUAUUGGAUUCCAUAAGUUAAUUAUGUGCCGGGUGAAAAAGUAAGAGCUGCAGUGCGAGUUUGUACAACGUCUGUUUGUAGAUUGUGCCUCAUUGAUUUAUUGACUAGCGUGGGAUUUUUCUACACUUCCUUGGGCUUUGUUUACAAAGUCAGCCUCGAAACAAAUGCUCCCUUGCAAGGGAAGGCUCAGGAGUUCGCCGUAAUAAAAAGGGGACCUCUGACCAUAUACAGAGUGCCCUGUCUGACUUAUUUGGAAGAUUUCUAGGGGACCUCACAGUAAAACCAGUUGUGGGACAGAUGUGAAAACACAAAAAUCAGUAUUAACGUUCUAUCAGCCACCAUUGUCAUUUUUCAUAGGAUGUGGAGUGUUUAAAUGCAGGAGGAAUGACCCUGAUGGCCCUAAACAGAAUUCAAACCCCCGAGCUGCCCAGUUAUGCCUGCUUUGAGUCAUAUUUAAGAGAGAUAAAGCAGGAUAUUACUAUUAUUGUUAUUGUUUUGUGUAUUGAAGAUCUUGGCAACAUCUUGUUUAACAGAGGCUAAAACAGGAUAUUAUUAUUGUUUUGUUAUUAUUCAUAGUAAUAAUAAUUCUGUAUACAGUAUUGCAAGAUUUUGGCAAUGUCAUUUAUCCAUUCAGCUUCUAUGCAAAAUGGGGACACAAAAGCUGCCAACCUCACAAGCUUGUUGUAGAAAAGAUCAAAGAUCUUUGUAUUUUUGAAAGAAAAGGUCAGCUGUAAGGCAGCUUGGAAAGGAAAAGUGUGGUAUUAUUUAUAAAUAGCGCUGAAGUUUGGUUCCAGCCAACUAUUUCCGGUUGGGACAUACGUAGAUAUUCUUUGAAAGGAAUGCGAUGGCUCAUAUUGUGAAGUUCUGGGAGGGGAAGGCACCGUUUCCUUGUUCACACUUUUUUAUUUGCGUGGGUUUGGCAAGAAAUGUUGGUGUUUCCCAAUUUAUCCAUUCGGUUUUUCCUCUGCAGCUACUUUGGCAAGCAUGCUCCUCACUUGGCCUUCCUACUGGCUUCUUUUCCCUCCCUACAGUUAUAUACUGGAACUUAAGCAAAUCUAAGCUAUUAUUAUUCUUUUUAAAGUAAACUCAAAGGGGUCACAAUGUGGGUGGACAACCAUGGAUGCUUAAGCAGCUGAGUGGGAAAAGGAAAGGGCCUGAGGCUGUUAGGAAUGGUGGGAAUUGAAGUCCAAAACACUUGGAGGGCCAAAGUUUGCCCAUGCCUGAUCUAUAUCAUAGAAUUAAAGCAAUUGAACACCACUUUCACUACCAAGGCUCAAUGCUAUGGAAUCAAAGAAGUUGUGGUUUUAAAAGAUCUUCAGCCUUCUCUGCCUCACCAAACUACAAAUCCCAGCACUCCAUACCACUGAUCCAUGGCAGUUAGUGGUGUCAAACUGUAUUAAUUCUACAGGGAAGAUGCACCUUAUAGAUGCACCAGAUUGAUACGCCAAUUAUCUGCCCUGGAAGCCAAAGAUACACUAAAUAUUAAACAACACAAAAUUGGAAAUGCCAGGUGGAAAUUGUUCUGAAAACAGGUAUUUUUAAAAUCUUAGAUAGCAUUGUCUUCCGAAUUAUGGUGACCCAGUGGAUUUCAUUAGAUUUUCUUAGGCAGAGGUGGUUUUGUCAGUUCCUUCCUCUGAAAUAGAGCCUAGUAUUUGUUGACAGCCUCUAAUCCAAGUACUAACCACCCAGCUUAGCUUCCAAGAUUCAAUGGACCUGAUACCCUUAGGGUAUUUAGGCAAGACCAAUGAUAAAUGAUAGCUUUUGUUGUGUGCCUUUAAAUUUCCAAAAUUAUGGAGACCUUAAGGAUAAUCUAUCAUGGAGUUUUCAAGUGCUGAGAGUAUGUGACUUGCACAGUGUCACCAGGGUUUUCGUGGCUGCACGGGGAUUCAAAUCCUGGUUUCCAGGCAGUCCAACAGUCAAACUAAUCCACCACAGUGGCUCUCAAGUGAUGUUUAAUAGUAAUACCUAUUUAAACUAUGUGUUUUUGCUCCUUUUUUGAGCAAUCAAAGAGAGCUGAGAAGCCAAGGGCCAACUAAAUAGCCAUGGAGGGUUACAGGUUGCCAAUUCUGGAGUAACCAAAGUCCAUGCCAUGUUGGGUAUAAACCUAAUCCAACUCCAGUAUGACUUGCACAACCUCUAUCUCCUCCAUGGAUUUGCCGAAUACAGUUUCCAUCGUUCAUACGCAACAUGAUCACACUAGAUGGGGACAAUGGGAGUUGUAGUCCUAUGCCUUUUGAGGACAGGAGGCUGUUCUGUUACAUAACCAUCAAUGCUGUUUCUCUCCCCAACACAUUUCCAUGCCCACCUUUGACAAAAAAAAGCAGUUGACCACUUCCAGAAAUACAGAGCAUUCAAGCUCAGAGUGAAAAAAAAAAAGACAUGGCUCAAGAAUGGAAAUAAAAUUUGGCCAGAGCUGGCUAAUACUUCAGAAACUUUUCGAAACCCACAUCUGUUUGAAAUCCUUAAUUUGGAGACGUCCAUUAUUUAAAAACAUACUUGUGGAUUAAUGUAUCUUCCAUAUCAGUUGGGUAAACCCAGCACUUAUUCUUGGCCCUUCUCUCUCUCUGGAGAUGCACAACAUUUUACUAACAAAUUCAGCUUCAGCACUCAAACACACAAACAUUUGUUUCAGCUGAACUUUGACUUCAGAGAGCAAAUACAAAUCCUGCAUUAUCGUUGUGAGCAAAUGAACUCAUGGUAUUUCUCUGCCCAGCCUCAGUUUUCUCAUCUACAAAUUGGGAAUGACUGUAAUGCAAAGUGUCACCAAACCAAACACAAUUUCGGAAUUGUGUCAUUUUUAAACAGAUCACAAAAACACAGCUGGAAAUCCAACCAGGACAUAAUAGCUCAACCACAGGAUCAAAAUACAUGGACAAAGAACACUAAAGGAAAGGAUCACAGUGUCUCUGAGUGUGUAGGAAGUGCAUUUCGCUCACCAUCAUAAUUUCUGGGAUGGAGGAGAGAGACAAAAGGGCUCAGUAUUCACACUGAUACAAAACCCUGAACCCAAAUAUAUACUGAACAAAAGGACAGGACAUAUACCUGUGUCCUUUCCAUUCUGAACUUCUAGGAAACCUAAGAGAUAACCCGUUUUCUCUUUUCUCCCUUUAAUGUUUCUCCUAUAACCCCAAAUCUGCAUCUGUAUCCUCUAGAUUUUUUACCAAUCUGAUUCAUCUUUUUAAGCUCACACUCAAUUCAGUUUUCUCUUUUCCCCCACCGAAUAAAGGUAGAGAGGUAAGCAAGGCAGAGCGAAGAGAGCCAGCAAAGGCGGCUGAGCGAGGGAAGGAAGGAGGGAGGGAGGGAAGGAGGGAGGGAAGAAAGAUUGUAAAAUCAAUUAAAUGAGUUGCUAACGGAGCGUCGUGUCGACAAUCUGUCGCCGAGUGGAAAAUAUGAGCUGCCCAAAUACACUCCUGCCUUCCACACCUCCGACGGGCGGCCUUCCCAGCGCCCUUCCAUCACGCCUGGGCCGCCUGUCAUGGGUCCGAAUGAAGGCAGGAGAGGAAAUCCAGGCCAAGAGGGUCAGGAGGCAGGUGGAAGGGAGGAAAAGGGGGCAGGGGAAGGCUAAGAAAGGAAGGAAAGAAAGCGAGGAAGGAAGAGAGAGGUGUGCUGAGGUGGGGAGAUGGAUGGAGGAGAUCAGGAACCAAAAGGAUGGACGAGAGAUGAAUGAAAUGAUUGAGAAAGCAGAGGUGAAGAAUGUGUGCAAGGGGGCAGAAGAAGAAAUGGAAGGGGGAGGAUGAGCAGAAAGGGAAGAAGGAAGAGAAGGAGGGGGGAAGAGAGAAGAAAGAGAGGUGUUUUGAGGUGGGCAGAUGGAUGGAAGAGUUCAGGAUGGAGAGAAGAGAUUAACAAAAUCACUGUGAAAAGCCAAGAGGUGAAGAGAGGAAUGUGCUCAAGGGGGGAGAAGAAAAAGAACGGGAAGGAGAAAGGAAGGGAAGGAGGGAAGGAGGAAAAGAGAAGACAGAGAGGUGAUUUGAGGUGGGCCUAUGGAUAGUAUUAGUAGUAGUAGGAGGAGGAGGAGGAGGAAGAGGAGGAGUAUUAUGGAGGAGGUCAGGAACCAAAAGGUUGGACAAGAGAUGAACACGAUUGAGACAGGGCAAAAGGUGGAGAAGGCAGAGGAGAGGAAUGUGUGCAAGGAGGCAGAAGAAGAAAGGGAAGGGAGAUGAAGGGAAAUGAAGGAAGAAGGGAGGGAGGAAGACGGAAGAAAGAGAGGUGCCUUGAGCUGGGCAGAUGGAUGGACGAGUUCAGAAUGGAUAGAAGAGAUUAACAAAAUAGGUUGCUGUGAGUUUUCUGGGCUGUCUGGCAUUGUUCCAGAAGCAUUUUCUUGACGUUUCGCCCACAUCUAUGGCAAGCAUCCUCAGAGGUUGUGAGGUAUAGAUACCAUAGAAGUGGGCGGAAGGUCAGGAGAGAAUGCAUCUGGAACAUGGCCAGACAGCCCAGAAAACUCACAGCAAACCAGUGAUUCCAGCCAUGAAAGCCUUCAACAACACAAUGGACAAAAUGACUGAGAAAGGCCAAGAGGUGGAGAGGAAUGUGUGCAAGGAGGAGAAGAAAGGGAAGGAGGAAGGAUAAGCAGAAAGGAAAGAAAGAAGGGAGAGAGAGAAGAGAAAGGUGAUUUGAGGGAGGCAGAUGGACAGAGUUCAGGAAGUAAAGGUUAGAUAGAAGGGAUAGCAGGAGAGAUUUUAAAGAAGGCCAAGAGGUGGAGAAGAAUGUGUGCCCAGGGCCAGAAGAAGAAAGGGAAGGGGAGGGGAUGAGGGGAAAGGAAAGGAAAGAGAGAGAGUCGUGGAAGGAUAGGUGUGGGCCUGAGGGGAAGAAAAGAAAGAUGAGGGGAGAAGGAAGGAAAGAAGGAGGGAGGGGAAAAGGGAAGGAAAGAAAGGGAGAGCUGAUCUGGGUGAGGAAGGGAGAGUCCUGGAAGAGGAGGAUCAGUACCCACCCCCAAAAAAGGAGGAUAUUGGGAUACAGUGUUGGGAAAUUUUCAGUGUGUUGUCAAAGGCUUUCAUGACAGGAAUCACUGGGUUGCUGUGAGUUUUCCAGGCUGUUUGCCAUGUUCCAGAAGCAUUCUCUCCGGAUGUUUCGCCCACAACUAUGGCAGGCAUCGUCAGAAGUUGUGAGGUCUGUUGGAAACUAGGCAAGUGGGGGGGAAAUCCAGGUUGGGAGAAAGAACUCUUGUCUGCUUGAGGCAAGUGUGAAUGUUGCAAUUGGCCAGCUUGAUUAGCAUUUAAUGGCCUUGCAGAUUCACAGCCUGGCUGCUUCUUGCCUGAGGGAAUCCUUUGUUGGGAGGUGUAAGCUGGCCCUGAUUGUUUCCUGUCUGGAAUUCCCAUUUCCUGAAUGGCAAGAAGCAGCAAGGUGGUGAAUCUGUAACGCCAUUCAAUGCUUAUCAAGGUGGCAAAUUGCAACAUUAACACUUGCCUCCAACAGACAAGAGUUCUUUCUCCCACCCUGGAUAUUAUUCCACAGAUAUAUAAAUCCCACUUGACUAGUUUCCAACAGAUCUCACAACCUCGGAGGAUGCCUGCCAUAGAUGUGGGUGAAACGUCAGGAGAGAAUGCUUCUGGGAUAUGGCCAGACAGUGCAGAAAACUUACACCAACCUAAUGUUGAGAGAUUCUCAUUUUCCUGGGAGAAGGCAGGGAGGAGGAGAGAGAAGGAAGGAAAGAAAGAAAGGAAAGGAAAGAAGGAAAAGGUGAGGAAGGAAAGAAGGAGGAGAAAGAGGGGGGAGGGAAGGAAAAGGGAAGAAGCAAAAUGCAAGGAAAGAAAGAUGGAAAGGAGAGAGGAAGGAAAGAAGGGAGAAGGAAAAUGGAAGUGAGAGGAUGGAAAGAUGAAAGGGGGAAAGGGGGAGGAAGAAGAAGGAAGGAAGAAAGUAAAGAAGGAAGGAAAAGUGAGGAAGGAAAGAAGGAAGGAAAGAAGGAGGGGACGGGGAGGGGAAGGAAGGAAGGAGGAAGAAGAAAAAUGCAAGGAAGGAAAGAUGGAAUGGAGGAAGGAAGGAAAGAAGGGAAAAGGAAAAAGGAAGUGAAGGGGGAUGGAAAGAAGAAAGGAAGGAAAGGAGGAAGGAAGGAAGGAAGGAAGGAAGGAAGGAAGGAAAAGAAGGAAGGAAAAGGCAAGGAAGGAAAGGAGGAGAAAGGGAAGGAAGGAAAAGGGAAGAAGCAAAAUGCAAAGAAGGAAGGAUGGAAUGGAAAGAGGGCGAGAGGAAGGAAAAAAGGAAGUGAGAGGAGAUGGAAAGAAGAAAGGGAUGGAAGGAGGGAGGAAGAAGGAAAGAAGGAAGGGAAAGAGAAGAAGCAAAAUGCAAGGAAGGGAGGAUGGAAAGGAGAGGGAAAGAGGGCAAUGAAAAAAGGAAGCGAGAGAAGAUGGAAAGAAGAAAGAAAGAAAGAAAAGAAAGAAAGGGAAGGAGAAAGAAAAGUAUGUAUCACAGGAAUACCCCAGACACACAAACACACACAGAGAGAAAGAGACACAAUCGGCGUGACCUCUCUCUCGUUCUCCCACCCCCCUCCCACCCCCACGAUUACACACAGAUGCCCUUCUGCAUCCUCAGGACCCUGGUCAGUCUCCCUUUCUUGGAUGGAGCAGAAUGGUCGGGAGGCAGGAAGGCUUUCCAGUUGCCGUGGCAACCGUGAGCGAGGCAGCGAGGCAGCCGCAAAGGGAGAGGAAUAAAAAAUUGAGCGAGGGAGGAGGAGGAGCCUCCGAGGCACCUGCUGGGCAGGCCAGGGAUUCAGAGAAACUACGACUCCCAGGAGCCUUUGCGGCCCUUUCCCCCUUUUUUCUUCGUCCCUACUGGCCUGUUCUCUCGCAAAGGAUUGUGGGAGUGGUAGUUUUUCUC